AUGGCUAAGGCUGCGGGGCCGCUUCCGUCUAGAACGGCGGCGGUGACAAUCACCGUCCCCGGGGGUGGGGCGGUUUCCGGGGGACUGGUGUUAGAGGUCCCCGGCGACGACGCCAAGAAGAAGGCGGACACCUUGGCGCGGCAGAUCAGCGCCGUGCUCGAAGGGGUGCAAGUCGCCAGGCCUAGCAAGAGCGUGGAAUUGCGUUUGAGGGGCCUGGAUGACUCGAUCACCCAGGAGGAGAUAGCGGCUGCCAUCGCCACAGUUGGCGGCUGCGAUACGGGGGACGUGAGGGUCGGGGAGAUCCUCCGUCCCCCCAGGAGCAUGGGAAUUGCCUGGGCGCGAUGUCCGGUGGGAGUCGCGUCAGGGGUAUUAAAGGAAGAGCUCAGGGUGGGCUGGAGCAGACCGAAG
Messenger RNA from Temnothorax curvispinosus, 408 nucleotides. RefSeq lists its product as uncharacterized. The annotation marks the transcript as partial. The transcript is spliced from 2 exons. The record is from RefSeq and is a predicted model, not a curated record. Lineage: Eukaryota; Metazoa; Arthropoda; Insecta; Hymenoptera; Formicidae.